Brachypodium distachyon (stiff brome) is the source of this 3037-nucleotide messenger RNA. Its product is annotated as phospholipase D beta 1. The transcript is spliced from 10 exons. Gene Ontology annotation, molecular function: D-type glycerophospholipase activity; calcium ion binding. The coding region runs from base 329 to 2947 and encodes 872 amino acids. Gene Ontology annotation, biological process: phospholipid catabolic process; phosphatidylcholine metabolic process. NCBI's taxonomy places the organism in Eukaryota, Viridiplantae, Streptophyta, Magnoliopsida, Poales, Poaceae. The record is from RefSeq and is a predicted model, not a curated record. Gene Ontology annotation, cellular component: plasma membrane.
AUCAAGUUUCCCAAAGGCCGCGGGGGAGACGGUCGGCGAUGGAGGGGAAGGGAAGCAACCACGGGGGAGGGGGACAAGGGUACCACUACCACCAUUACACGCCGUAUCCACAACCAGAGCUCUACAAGUACCAGCAGUAUCCGCCGCCGUCCGCCGACCCCCUUCCCGGUCUCCUUCCCAGCGCCGCCGCCGCAGCAGCAGCAGUUUCCGUGCCACCUCGUACCGUUCGAGUCCUACCUGCCGUCAGUGCUGCACACGCCGGGCCUUACCCCCUGGAUCCCCGGCCACCUCCGCGCCGCACUACCCAAUCGCCAACGUGCUCGCCGAAAUGUGCCUCUCCAGCCCCCAUGACACCGCGCCGGUGGUCGUGUCGUCUCCCUCCGCGCUGCCGCCUUCCGCCCCUUUCUCGAGCGGCGGUAGCAGCCCCGGCGGUGGAGGGAUUCGGAUGGUGCCGUACGGCGCCGCGGAGGGAGGGCCGCUGAACGGCGGCAUGGCACCGUCGCUGUUGGUGGUGCUACUCCACGGCAGCCUCGACAUCUGGGUGCAUGGCGCGCGGAACCUCCCCAACAAGGACAUGUUCUCCAAGAAGAUCGGCGACCUCGUCGGUUCUUGCAUCGCCGGCUGCGUCGGGGACAAGAAGUCCGACGCCUCAAUGACAAGCGACCCCUACGUCAUCAUCAAGCUCUCACAACACGCCACCAUCGGCCGCACCUACGUCAUUUCCAACAACGAGAACCCCGACUGGAAGCAGAACUUCGUUGUGCCCGUCGGUCACGAGACAGCGGAGGUAGAGUUUAUCGUCAAGGACAGCGACGUCUUUCGUGCUCAGCUCAUUGGCUCUGUGGCCAUCCCCGCCGAGAAGCUGAUUUCUGGGAACAGGAUCGAAGGCAUCUACCCUCUGCUCAAGCGCAAUGGCAAGCCGUGCGCUCCAGGUGCUGUAUUGCGCAUUUCCAUACAGUACAUCCCAGUGGCUCGCCUGGCAAUGUACCACCAUGGUAUCAUGGCUGGUCCGGACUGCCUUGGAGUGCCCAAUACUUACUUCCCACUGCGCCGUGGCAUGAAGGUAACCCUUUAUCAGGAUGCACAUGUGCCUGAUGGUUCUCUUCCAGAUAUAUGUCUUGAUCAUGGAUUGAGCUACCAACAAGGGCAAUGCUGGCGUGACAUGUAUAAUGCCAUAAGCCAGGCACGGCGUUUGAUUUACAUUGUGGGUUGGUCAGUGUCCCACACGAUCCACCUCAUAAGGGACGGGGCUGAUAAGGUACCAUCACUUGGGGACCUGUUGAAGAUGAAAUCACAGGAAGGAGUUAAGGUGUUGCUCCUUUUAUGGGACGAUCCGACAUCAAGGAACAUUCUCGGAUUUAAAACGGAUGGAUUCAUGCACACACAAGACGAGAAAACACGUAGAUUUUUCAAGCACUCUUCAGUUCAAGUAUUGCUUUGCCCGAGAUCUGCUGGGAAACGGCACAGCUGGGUGAAACAGCAGGAAACAGGAACCAUUUUUACUCAUCACCAGAAAACAGUUAUCGUGGAUGCUGAUGCUGGCUGUGGUAGGAGAAAAAUAAUUGUUUUUGUCGGAGGCCUUGAUUUGUGUGGUGGACGCUAUGAUACACCUGGGCACCCUCUGUUUCGGACACUCCAAACUUUGCACAAGGAGGAUUAUUACAAUCCAAACUUUGCUCCAGUUGAUGCUCGUGGCCCAAGGCAACCAUGGCAUGACUUGCAUUCCAAGAUUGAUGGUCCAGCAGCUUAUGAUGUUCUGCAAAAUUUUGAGCAGCGUUGGUUGAAGGCAUCCAAACGUCAUGGGAUUAAAAAGUUGGGCAAAUCAUAUGAUGAUGCACUUCUGAGUAUUGAAACAAUACCUGAUAUGAUGAACAUUAAAGAUGCAGCAUAUUUUAGUGACAAUGAUCCGGAGACAUGGCAUGUUCAGGUGUUUCGGUCUAUUGAUUCGAAUUCUGCCAAGGGAUUCCCAAAGGAUCCACAAGAAGCAACCGGGAAGAAUCUUGUUUGUGGCAAGAAUGUACUAAUUGAUAUGAGCAUACAUACAGCUUAUGUCAAUGCCAUCCGGACAGCACAACACUUCAUUUAUAUUGAGAAUCAGUACUUCGUCGGAUCUUCAUUUAAUUGGGGUUCAAACAAGCGUGCUGGGGCUAACAAUUUAGUGCCAAUUGAAAUUGCUCUCAAAAUUGCAAACAAGAUUAAGGUGAACGAGAGGUUUUCUGCAUACAUUGUACUUCCUAUGUGGCCUGAGGGUAAUCCAACAGGCAGGGUAACACAAAGAAUUCUUUACUGGCAGAAUAAAACAAUGGAAAUGAUGUAUGAGAUAAUUUAUGGGGCUUUGAAAGAAGCAGGUUUGGAUGAUAUGUAUGAGCCUCAAGAUUAUUUGAACUUCUUUUGUCUUGGCAAUCGUGAAGUCACUGACAGUCCUAGUGCUUCAAAUACAGCAAAUAAUCCUCAGGAACAAGCUAGGAAAAAUGGGAGAUUCAUGGUGUAUGUACAUUCAAAAGGCAUGAUUGUGGAUGAUGAAUAUGUGAUCAUUGGAUCAGCUAAUAUCAACCAGAGGUCCAUGGAAGGCAUUAGAGAUACUGAGAUUGCAAUGGGAGCGUAUCAACCACAGUACACCUGGGCGAAUAAGAUCUCGGCCCCCCGUGGACAGAUCUAUGGGUACAGAAUGUCCCUCUGGGCCGAGCAUAUUGGAGCAAUCGAGGAAGAUUUUAACCAUCCAGAGAGCCUAGAGUGCAUGAGGCGAGUUCGUCAUCAUGGGAAAUAUAACUGGGACCAGUUCAUUGCCAGUGAGGUGACUGAGAUGAGAGGCCACCUCCUGAAGUAUCCUGUAAGUGUUGACCGUGAAGGCAAGGUGAAACCCUUGCAAGGGUUUACGACAUUCCCAGACACAGGUGGGAACAUUUGUGGCACCUUUGUGCCCAUCCAAGAAAACCUCACAAUAUGAAUUCUGGUUAUGUAAGUAUGUAGUAAUUGCUUGUGAUCUCUGGGGUAGUUUGAACAAGAAAUAUGGCUAAUGGCAAAGUACAUUUUUCCA